AUGCCGUCCCAGUUCAUACCAGGUCAAAACUCUCGCCACCGCAUUGCUGCAAUCGCCCUAUUCCGUGCUCUCGUCCGCGAAGCCCGCGCCAUAUCACUCCCAAACGAUGUCCUCCGCAAAGGAAUCGAGAACCCACUGCCGAGGCUCGUGAAGAAAGGAUUCAAGCGCAACCAGACAGAGGCGAGCUACCGUCUUGUUUUCGCUGCACUAACGAAAGGAUACAAGUUUCUCAACCUCUUCAAAAGCGCCCAGACCCCCGACUCGAAAGAACAUUCCGAAAUCCUCACCUACCUCCGCGAAAAGAGCCUUCAUGAUGCGAAAUCGGAAGCAGGCAAACCGCCGCCGCCGACGCCGAGAAUACAACGCCCAAAGCCCAAGUGGCCGCCCCUCUUUGAGCGCGUUUCGCACCCGGGCCAACCACCCGUCUACAUCUCCAAGCGCCACCCCAUACCCCGCGAGGACCUCUCCGGCACACGGCACAUCCCCAACAUUGCUGUAACCGCACAUGGCGUCGUGUUCCUGCGCCAGGGUAAGCCGCAGCACCGCGCCGUGUGCGACUACGUCCAGAAGAAGAACAAGUACAAGAUCAAGCAGAUGAAUCAUCUGCUCGGCUCGAUGCGCGAGGAACAGCAGUUUGCAAAGGAGGAGGACAAUUGGGAUAGGCACCUUAACAGCGAGAUCCGCUCGCAGCAGUGGGCGGUGAAGAGGGCGAUCGAGUUGCGCCAGAAGCGCGAGAUGCCCCUCUCAGACCUCCCCGACUGGGUUGAGGUGCCGGUCGCUCAGGGGCCCAAAGAGCCUGAACCAUGGGUCUAUGAAGAGAGUUUCCGCCACAGCGUGGCUGCGACGUUUGCUGAUGCCAGCAGAAGGUUGAAUGAGGAUGCGGCAGAUCAGUCUGCGAGGGCGAGGGUGUUUUUGCAGAUCCGUGAGGCGGAAAGAAAGGCGUUGAGGGGUGAUCAUGAGUAUUAUCGGAAAAAGGGCCACCUGUGGAUGAUUGAUACACCGUACAAAAAGAAACAAAGAAGGGUUGCGAAGCGCAAGAAGGGAGGGGAGGACAGGCACGACCGAAGAGCUGUACGGCAGGACAAGGCACGGAAGAGCAAUUGGGGUGGCCUCAGCCCUACUCCCAUCCAGGUUUGA
This is a messenger RNA of Colletotrichum orchidophilum, 1137 nucleotides long. RefSeq lists its product as uncharacterized. Lineage: Eukaryota; Fungi; Ascomycota; Sordariomycetes; Glomerellales; Glomerellaceae. The transcript is spliced from 2 exons. The record is from RefSeq and is a predicted model, not a curated record. Bases 1 to 1137 code for a protein of 378 amino acids.